CCGGGCCGAAGGAGGCGGGCUCCCGGGAUCCGCGGUGUCCGGCAGUAGAGCUCGCUGCAGAUCCGGGCUCUGACCAUGUUUUGGCGCCGCGCGGCGCUGGCGGGGACGCGGCUGGUUUGGAGCAGGAGCGGCUCGGCAGGCUGGCUUGACAGGGCGGCGGGAGCUGCGGGAGCUGCGGCAGCUGCGGCCUCUGGGAUGGAGAGCAACACAUCAUCAUCUUUGGAGAAUUUAGCGACGGCGCCUGUGAACCAGAUCCAAGAAACAAUUUCUGAUAAUUGUGUGGUGAUUUUCUCAAAAACAUCCUGUUCUUACUGUACAAUGGCAAAAAAGCUUUUCCAUGACAUGAAUGUUAACUAUAAAGUGGUGGAACUGGACCUGCUUGAAUAUGGAAACCAGUUCCAAGAUGCUCUUUACAAAAUGACUGGUGAAAGAACUGUUCCAAGAAUAUUUGUCAAUGGUACUUUUAUUGGAGGUGCAACUGACACUCACAGGCUUCACAAAGAAGGAAAAUUGCUCCCACUAGUUCAUCAGUGUUAUUUAAAAAAAACUUCCUAUCAACGAGAAUUUUUAAAGUGCCUACUAUACAAAGCAUUUUCCUAGUUGAUCCCACAGAGUCACUUGGGGCAGAUUACCAGAUGCUGAGAAGAAAAAACCCUUCAUCAGAGGUGGAGGAAAAAUGGAUUUCAAGAGUGCUUCUGGUUUUUGUCAGGAUGGACCAGAGAAUCUGGAACAGUCCUGAAGAAUACAGCUGGUGGCUUCCUUGGCCUUUUGCCAUCAAUGAUGCUUCUUACUUGGAUUUAAACUGCCAUUAGGAAACCUCGUGAUCAAGAAUUUAGACAAGAAUUUCAUUCCCAUGUGAUAAUUUAGGUUAUAACACUAGAAUGGAACAAAGAGUAGAAUGUCUUUAGUUCUUUAUUUUGCAUUAUGUCGUAAGAAAGUUCUUGCUAUGUUGUAAAAUCGUUGUUAGAUUCAGGCUUUUGGGGAUUCUGAAAACACAUUUUGUUAGAGAGUUGAAGUCUAUUACCUGAGAAAGGUAAAACUGUGUCAUAAUCAUUCAUCAUACUAGGUAUUAAGGGUAGAGACAAGUUACUUCAAGGUAUAGAAACACUGACCAGUACUCGACUGUGAAAAACAUCUUUACCUUUAGCAUUUUUUUUUUGAAACAGUCUCGCUCUGUUGCCCACACUGGGGGGCAAUGGUGCAAUCUCAGCUCACUGCAACUUCCACUUCCUGGGUACAAGCGAUUCUCAAGCCUCAGCCUCCUGAGAGUAGCUGGGACUACAGGCGAGCACCACCACACUUCGCUAAUUUUUUGUAUUUUUAGUACAGCCGGGAUUUCGCCAUGUUGGCCAGGCUGGUCUCAAACUCCUGAGCUCAGGCGAUCCGCCUGCCUUGGCCUCCCAAAGUGCUAGGAUUACAGGCAUGAGCCACUGCACCUGGCCUGUGAAGAAACAUCUUUUAUCAUGCUUCCUAGACUGGUAGGACAUAGGCUGAGAGGCGAGUGGUGGUUUGUUCUUGAUUAUGUUCAGAUCUUGAAAUAAUUCAACAUUAGGGAGAGAAGCCUUAUCAUCAAAAGCCUCAAAAACUACUGAAGGUAAUAUGAUAUCUGAUUCUCACUAUGGCUUUAUUUAAAAUAGAAGAAAUAAACCCUUCUAAUAUCUGCCUCUUAGUCUUCUGAAUUAAACUCAUUGACUAAUAAAAGAUUUUUACUUUGGAGGGUUUAGCACUGCAUCAAAAAGGAAGCAGAUCUCCUAUUUGUUAAACGCUAAGGAAUGAAAGAAAAUAACAAUAAAUCUGACCUCUUUUUGCCAUAUGGCACAUUAAAUAUCUUUGAAAAAAACCCCAAAACAGUAACAAAAGCUUGCCGCUCUAAAACGUUUAAAAUAUCGGACACAAUAAUAAAUUUUUAAGAAUGCAAGGCUAAGCAGGUUUUAAAAAGUAUAGGGACUCUCCAAGAGGAAAACAAAACCAGGAGCAGAAUCCAAGGAUAUAGGGAAGCACUGAAGCCAGCAGCUCCCUUACUGACAGUGCCAAUCGUGGAAUGCCAACAGCUUUAGUUUUAACUGUAUGCAAGGGGCUGGUUACAAAGCUGGGGGUUAAGGGAGAAAGAUUUAGAUAGGAGACCACAGCAUACCACCACCAAAUCUUCAGUUAAAAAAAUUCAUAAUAUACUUUCAGAGCAUAGCUGAUGAUUUGUCAAGACAGACAAGCAUUCAAAUCACUAAAGGUGUAACCAUUAGGUAGGUGACUUAACCUCCCAGAACUUCAAGUUUCUUAUAAAAUGUAGGUUAUAGUACUUUCCUUUAGGAUUUACUUUUUGAGGAAUGGAGAUAAUACAUGUAAAUCAUUCAGAGUGGUUUUUAAUAGACAAUACAUAAUGGCUAUCAUUAAUCACAAUGGUUCAGGUAUGUGUGUUUUCUUGUGGACGCAUCAGGGUUUUCCAAGAUUCCUACCUGUACCCAGCCAAGAAUUUAGGGGGCAGGGGAAGCCUCUGGGGUUUCAUGUUGUCUUGGAUAUUGAUUUCCAUUUCUUCUCCCUUUCCAUACCUUACAGCUGGAUAAAAGUAAGAGACUGGUGACUAAGAAAAACUUGUAAUUUUUUUCCUCAGUCCUUAUUUUUACAUUUUUUAUUUACUUUUUUUUUUUUUUUUUUUUUUGAGACAGGGUCUCCCUCUGUAGCCCAGGAUGGAGAACGGUGGCUCUAUCAUGGCUCACUGCACUCCUGGGCUGAAGUGAUCCUCCUACCGUAGCCUUCUGAAUAGCUAGGGCUACAGGCACAUGCCACCAUGCUCAACUAAUUCUUUUUAGUUUUUUGUAAAUAUGGGGGUCUUACUGUGUUGCCCAGCAAGAUCCCCAUAGUUACAACUUUUUACAGUUUUGAACUCCUAGGCUCAAGCAGUCCUCCUGCUUUGGCCUCCUGAAGUGCUAUGAUUACAGGUGUAAGCCACAAUGCCCGGCCCUUUAUUUUAAGAUCUGAAAUAUGAGCUGUUUACUGGAGUUCAUUAACAUAAAAAACCAGGCCAUUUUUCACUUUAUCAUUAGAUAAUCAAUAUACAUUUUAAUUGCCAAAAUAUCUGUAAUUGAAAAGCUGUUGAAAAAAAGGGAUUUUCUGUACCUGGAUUUUACUGUUUACUGAUAAAAAAUUACCAUUUGAACAACAUCUUUUAAAGUCAGGUUUUCUUCAUAAGGUUUAAUAUUGUUAAAAUUUAUUAAAUCUAGUAUGUAUAAUUUGUGAUCCUUCUCGUACAAGUGUUGAAAUGAGUGCUGUAAAAUCAACCAAAUGUUUUGAAGUUUUGGUGAAUAUAUUCUGAUGUAACUUGCUUUCAGUUACCUACAGUUCAGAUCUUAGAACUUUUCAGAAAAUUUUUAUGGGAAUUGAGAGAAAAAUGUCUGCAAAUUGGCACUGAAACAGUGUUUUUAUUUGCAUAGUUGACUUUUUGUGUUUGGAUGAUAACUUUUGCCAAAGGCAAUUUUGAGUAGAUCUUUUCACAAAAGAAUCCUAUUUUAAAACUUUAAAGAAUUUGUUUUCAUUAAAUCUAAUCAUUUGUUAUAAUUGAAUUCCAGGGGUAAAGAAUCUUUAACUUCAUAUACUUUUACUACUUACAUAAAACUAGAUACAUUAAAAGGUCAAUGUUAAUUAUCAAAACUUAAAUUUUACCUUGUUCAAAUACAAGAUUACUAAAGGCUUUAGAUUUUUUAAGGCAUAUUAUAACCUUAACAUUCGUAUUUCUUGAAAGAGAUAGACAGACACUUAUUUAAUGUGCAUAGAGUUUAUUUGGUACAUCUAUCAAUUUCUACAAUAACUGACCAAAAACAGUUCACACAGUGUCCACCUGCACUCCAUGUCUAAAAUGAUUUAUUUAGUAGGGUAUUUUGCAAGGCUAGAAAGGAGAGAAAGGAUUUCACAGUAUCGGUGAAAACUGUUUUAUCAUGAAACAAAUGUAAUACAUUAAUAUAUUCAUUCAUUCUCUAUUAGAAAACAGCAAAAUUACAUUGUUAGUUGUAUUAUUUACAGUGAAAACUUGGAAGACUUGACAAAGCAUCAGUUAGUUUAUCAACAGACCUAGGAAGCUCCCUGUCCCCUCCUUUCAGGGUCCUUUCCUUGGAAAUGAAAUAAACUUAAAUCAGAUUUUACAUACCUUUAAGCACCAGCUUGACAAUUUAAAGUUUUAUUUCAGUUUUAUAAAAUACUCCUGCUUUGAAAGGCAAAGUGAAUGUAAAAAUGUGAAUGUAAUUAAACAAGUCACUGGCCUGGAAACUUUUUAUUGCAAUAGUCUUUAUGUUUUACUACUAUAUUCACUUCUUGGAAUGAAUUUGCUUGUAGGUUUGAAACAAAAUAUUUGCCUUUUGUCUUGAAAAAUUCCCUUAAAAAAUUAAUUAUUUUUGGAACUGUACAACUACAUUUUCAUUCGAUGUUAAAUAUGCAACUUGGUCCUUGGAUAUCAUGUUACAAAGUCCAACCUGUUGGAUAGCUUGUUAUAGAAAACAAUAAAAAACCUUAAACUA
Molecule: messenger RNA, 4505 nt
Organism: Pan troglodytes (chimpanzee)
Lineage: Eukaryota; Metazoa; Chordata; Mammalia; Primates; Hominidae
Gene: GLRX2
Product: glutaredoxin 2
Exons: 5
Coding region: 76-600 (174 amino acids)
Cellular component (GO): mitochondrion
Molecular function (GO): protein-disulfide reductase activity
Source: RefSeq, a predicted model, not a curated record